Galendromus occidentalis (western predatory mite) is the source of this 3081-nucleotide messenger RNA. RefSeq names its product oxysterol-binding protein-related protein 11. Gene Ontology annotation, cellular component: membrane; cytosol. Gene Ontology annotation, molecular function: sterol binding. Bases 276 to 2363 code for a protein of 695 amino acids. NCBI's taxonomy places the organism in Eukaryota, Metazoa, Arthropoda, Arachnida, Mesostigmata, Phytoseiidae. The transcript is spliced from 11 exons. The record is from RefSeq and is a predicted model, not a curated record.
GGAAAACAGUAUUCGAUUCUUGUGGAUAAGGAGAGGUGUCAUACUUGUUGAAUAAGACAUCGAUCGGAAUCAAGUUUCUGCCUUCCUCGAUGAUUUCCACUCGGGGGCAGAGAGGUGGAGAAAAACCUCCGCGCUCUUAGCGCAAUCCAUGCGAUUCCGUCGAACUCAGUGUCUGUCUGCCUGCCUAUUCGGCCGUUCCUUCCGUGGGAACGCUCGUCGGCGCCGCAGUGAACCUCUAACUUUCGAAAAAUCGAGGAGCCGGGAGGCGUCUCGCCAUGGCCGGUCUCUCAAAUGUUAUUCCGCAGGACUUCGACUCGAACGAGGAAGCCCAGGCCAGAACAAUCUUCGAGGGGCAAUUGUAUAAAUACACCAAUGUUGUCAAAGGCUACCAGUACCGAUUCUUCGUUCUCAAUCGCGAGAUGGGAACCCUGGAAUACUACAUGCUCGAAGAUGUGAAGAAAACUCGACCUCGAGGAGCGGUGCACUUGGCGGGUGCCGUAGUGUCACCAUCGGACGAGGAUGGGCAAAUGUUUACCGUAUCGGCAGCUUGCGGGGAAGUUUAUAAAUUGCGAGCGCAGGACUCCAAAGAACGACAACUGUGGGUGAAUCGGUUACGGUUCGUGGCUGAAGCGCACACUGACUCGAUUGGACUGAAGCAUCCGCCCAUAUAUCCGGCGCUGCCGGUCGCUUCGAAGGAGAAGGAGAACAAACCUCAGCCGCCCGGCGUCCUGCCGUGUCCGGGGGAAGCCUUCCAGUCGUUGCAGCAGAGACUGUCCGAGGCAAAUCUAGCCUUCAGGGAUCUCGCAGUGGCCAUGGAGACGCUGCCGAACACUAUGCAAAUAAAACCCCAUGACCCUGAUCUUCUGCUGCUGAAGGCAACGUCGACAGCGACAGUGGUUUGCUUAGAGCAAUGCUUUUCGUUGCUUUCUGAUCAACGGUACGAGCAGCGACUUAACAAUACACCAUCACAUAAUCGGAAGCAUCAUUCAAAAAAGCUGAAGAAGAAGGUUCGAGAUUGGGCCCAUCAGCCGUUCCGACCCGUCAUGCAACAGUCAUUGUCGGUCUCGGCGGGGGAUUAUAAGGGUGCAAUCACUCCGUCAGCCUCGGCACUGCCUCAUGUUACUAGUGAUAGUACGUUGGCGUCGAUGUUGACGGCGCGGAGCUCGGGCGGCGAGGUUGCUGACGAGGAAGCCGUCGAGCCUUCGGGACACUGGGAAACCGAGGUUUUCCCGUCGGAUGAGGAUAAAGAUACGGUGCUAACCCUCAUGGGUCAAUUGAAAAUGGGUGCCGAUCUCACCAAAGUCUCGCUACCCGUCUUUGUACAAGAACCGCGAUCGCUCCUCGAAGUCUAUGCGGACAUGUUUUCCUAUGCGCCACUAUUCGUAUCUAUCGCGGAAGCAAAAACCGAAGAUGAGCGGAUUCUCAACCUCGUGCGAUGGCUUCUCUCGGCUCUAUUCGCCACACGAAGGGGACUUGUGGCCCGUAAACCUUUCAAUCCAGUGCUCGGUGAAUCGUUCCGUUGUUCCUUCAAGUUGCCUGACUCACACGAAGACAACGGGAACCCGCCUCCGCGCGUAACUUUCGUAGCAGAGCAAGUGAGUCAUCAUCCACCGAAGAGUGCCAUCUAUGUCGAGUGCCUCGAGCGGCAGAUGAAGUGCACGGCAACGUUGGGCGUCAAGGCCUCGUUCAUGAACCUCUACGUUGGCAUCGAGUUCAUCGGUGGCCUAAGCGUGCAGUUGUUGGAGUUUGGCGAGAGCUACAUUGUCACUCUGCCGCAAAUGGCUUGCCGCUCCUUGGUAUCGAAACCCUACCUCGAGUUCAGUGGAAAAAUGCAAGUGCAGUGCCCUGAGACGGGCUGCUCCGCCGUCAUAACGUUCCCUUCGAAGCUUCUGAGCAAAGCGGAAACUGAAACUCUGCCUCCUCCGAACCCAGACCCGCCCUUCCGCGGAGCGAAGAUGCAUGGAGUGCAGGUUGAAAUAAGGAAUCGUGAGAAUAAUAUCGCGCUUCGUGGACAAGGCCAUUGGAACGAGAGCAUCUCCUUCCAUAGGGAAGCAGGAGAUUAUCAACAGCACUUUGAGUUCAACAUCAAAGCCAAAGAGCAGUGCCGCAAACGAGUCCGCGUACUGAGCGAUCAAGACGCUAAUGAAUCGCGUAAGGUUUGGGCGCAUGUUUCCCGUGCUCUCAAGCAAGGCGACUUGGAAGCUGCUUCCGGCUAUAAAUUCCAGCUAGAAGAGAGUCACCGUCACGCGAACAGCGGCAGGAAACACGAACCCAAGUUAUUCCGCCUGUCGAGCACCCACAACGGAGCAGAUGCCGCCCUCAGCGAAUUCGAGUACAAACACGCGUUGGAUCCGCAAUCCUAGAAUUUCUACGGUUAAAACACUCCGGCGGACGAUGCUUCUGUGGAUGUUUCAUAUCCGUAGUCACUUGUUCAGUUCAAUUUUGACACGGAGCUCUUUUUGUUCAGACGAGCUCUUCCUUCUCGCCAGUUUUCUGAGUCAUGUAUUCUGGAGGCCCCUCUCACAUAAUCCUCCUUAAGUGCUCUCCGCAGGACGAAGUGUUUCGGUCCGAAUCCAAUCUCAAAGUCGCUCAGCGCAGUCGUGAUUGGAGUUAGGCCUCACGAUUGUCGCCCGAUCGCCUUUUCUUAGAUACAUCGGUCGCGGGAACCCAUAGGGUUUGUAGUUCUCUUUUCCUACCACGAAUCGUCUACAUACCAUGAAAGAUGUUGGCCUUCCUUGAAUAUUUUUUUUCGGUUUGUUGGGAAGACAAGGCGGAUGUUUUGUCUGAUAUCAUCGAAGAAAAAUCAGUCAUUUGGUCGAGGAAUCCAAGGGGAAGACCGGACAGUAUGGAAACAUCGAUGCUUGGGUGAAGCCUUUUCGAGAACGAGUAGCAAACCUUCACGAAUUCACAACGAUUCCAUUGCGUGAAUACUGAGGUGAUCAGAAGGAAGGGUGACGAGCUUUUUUUAUCAACGUUGUUUUUGAAGAUGAUGAAGAAUAUAUUCCUAUCCCAUGAAGUGAAAAGUAUGGAACCGCUUGUUGUAGAGAUGAUAGCAAUAAAUUUUGAUUUUUCAAAACGAAA